Xyrichtys novacula (pearly razorfish) is the source of this 10295-nucleotide messenger RNA. Lineage: Eukaryota; Metazoa; Chordata; Actinopteri; Labriformes; Labridae. The record is from the annotation of a GenBank genome assembly.
AUGGCGACGCAGGAGAGCGAAGCGACCAAAGCUACCGUGAGCAACGGCGAGGUAAAAAUGAAUGACACGUUCAGUAUUAUCUUUACUUUCUCCUCCAAGUGAAAGAUACCUACCGGUGUGUCUAACCGCUGUAUUUGACACCGUUAAAAGUGAAGCGUGUUGGCGAACGUUACACGAGCCCCAGUGACGUUGUCAGUGCCGGUUGGUUUUAAAACGGACCCCCCCUCCUGCCGUUUUAAGAUGUGUGGAGAAAUCCGGUCAGCGAGCAGACAGAUGACGGAGUGUGAGCUGUGUGGAUGGAUAAAUCCCACCUGGAGACACACGGUUUCACACGAGUCUUUUGACGGUGACUGUGAGCUGUCUAACUGCUGCAGUGAGUCCGACUGCUAACGUUAUCACAAGGCCUGAACGGGAGCACCGCAGCUCGGCUUGACUAACCAGGCCAGUCUCAACCAGCUCUCUCAGAUUUUAUUAACCGCUGAAAAACAUCUCACUUGCGUUUUUAUCCACGGUUACACUGGAGAAAAGUCGGGGCUAAGAGUCCUCACUUAUAGUGACCGCCGUCAAUGUUUAUCUGACAGUUCAUUUUAACAUUGUCAGGUGAAGGAAAUCAGGUGAAGCUAUCACAAAGCUCUGCUAAGCCUUUUAUUACGCUCUCUAAAUUUUUAUCACAGUAGUUAUGAAGAUCAUUAUGGUGGUAUUUUAUCAGCUGGUCAACGUUUCCCGAAUGGACACAGGAUUAUUAAUCUCUUAAAACAAAUCUGUGCUCCGCCUUGUGAUCAAUUUAAAGCCCUUGGCCAAGAAAACUUGACCUUUUUAUUGAUACUAAACACUGAUUACUAUUGUUAUUUAACAACUACAUGUAAAGGCUGGGGCACAUUCCUUCUUUGUGGUGUGUAUACUACAUGAAAGGAUUAAUCAAGUUCACUUUUAACUUCUCUAAUUUGGCUUAAGUUUAAUAAAUUGAUAGUUAAAGGACUAAGUUUGACACCAGUUUCUUUUGGUUUCAUCAUGACUUCAUUGAAAUCUAGUGUGCUCCUACCUAUCAAAUGCAUUUCCCUUACUGUGAAGUCGUAAAGCCAAGCAAAGUUUAAUCCCUGACAAUCUCUAAAAAAUCCCAGGAGUCCUUCCAGAGUCCUCAAAGUCAUUUCAAACAAUCUGGGUUUAAGGAACUGAUGCAACCUCAGUAACGGGCAAUGACAUUUUUUUUUGCUUCUUGAAAAAACCUGGGUACUAGUGGCGAAAUGUUACCAAUCUUUAACUGUCUGUGAAGGAUUUGUCCUGAAUAAGAAAAGAUGUCUUGGUCCGUGUUUUUAAUCUAUGGCAAAUCACAAGCAGGAGAAACUAGGGCAAUGGUACAAUGUGAACUUAAGUGUCUUUAAUGCUGUAAAAUGUCUUGGUUUGGAUAAGAUGAAUGUGCGAUUAGUUUCAGAUGAAGCUGCUGAUGUUGAUCUCAAGACUUAAAAGACAGUGUUAGUAAAUCUUAAGACAUUUAGAUGAAAGUGGAUGAAUUUACCACUAUUUUUUGCGAUUUUAAUUUCUUUCAUAGUGAUUCCAUAAACUUGCAUAUCUGGAAAAAAACAAUCACAGUAUGUUUAUGCUCUUAAUUGCCAGUUUCUCAAACAAAUAGACCAAUAAUAAAAGUAACAGGAAAAUUAUACUAGAAAGGAAAUUUAACAUUCUUUAAUAUGAAAACAAAUAUGUGUGCACAAAUUAAUUGAUUUUGAAAUCAGGUUUCGGAAUAUUAGCAUAUUGGCAAUCAACAAAAGUCCAAUGUUAUGCACCCUCAUUGUUGUUAUUGUAAACAUUACCAUACAAACCUCCACUCACCAGUGAAAGACAGACCUUUCUUCAUCUUAAACACAUAUUCAUUGGCAGGUCAGAGUAAAGCAUUUGCAUCCUUGAUGGGGUUAAUUGUUAACCUCAGUUCAGAGUGUCUGUAUUGUAAAUUAUUAUCUUUGGCUGCAGUAGAGAACCUGUUUCUGUUGAUUAGCACAUUGGUCAACUGUCUGUGAAAUGGUUAUUAUGGCAAUCCCUGCAGGAGACAGAGAUCUAUGACUGUGAUAAUAGAACUGUUCCCAAUUCAGCACGACAGGACAUAGCAGGAAGUACGUACGCUCUGCUUUGAGUCACUUCAUAGCCUUGAAAUGUCAUUUUUGUAAUAAUUCAAGGAAUGAAGACUAUCUCUAACCUGUACACUUUCAUCGGUGACUUAUUUUAAAGUCUUUGUAGGAUUCUGUGUGAAGAUUAAAACCUGAUUAGGAGAAAACAGGUUCGCUCCUAAGUGUUGGUUCAUUCUGGAGGCCAACCUCUGGUCUCCCUUGUGUUGGUGACAAUGGGGGAGAUUAGAUGUUUAGAUAGUGAAUGAGUCUCAUGACUUGGCAUGCGCUUGCGUAUUGUGUCACUUCAACACAAUGCGGCCUUGCUGGAGGGUUGCAGGGUUUGCGUUAACACUAUGAUGCAAACGAAGGGCGGUUUUCUGAUCCUUUUAACAAAGUAAAAGUACUUAAAUGUAUUAACACUUUAGUCUGCCUUCUUAGAAAAAAAGAAAUUCCUGUCUUUGUUUUCUACAUCCCCAUGUGAUGCUUUCACACAGCUCUAUUUGUUUGAUGAGAUUUGUCUAAACCAAGUUUAUUUUAACUCAUUUAAUCUAAAAAAAAACAUGGAUAUUCAUAUUUGAUAUGGACAUGUGUGUAUGUUUGGUCUUUGUUUGCUAUAUAAAUGACUAAGAUAAAUAUUGUAUUAUAUUGUCGUAAUUAAUAUUUCAAAGCUGUCAUGUCUCAUUUGCCAAAGAUGAUUCAUUCCAGAUUUACUUGCAAAUUUUUGGACUCCAAAGUAUUUACUGAUACAGCCUCACUUAAUCAUAUUGUGCAGUGACAAAUUACAACUGUAGUGUGAUGUCGCCACUACUCUGUAAAUCUGUUGAAAAACUGUGGUCUACUCUAUCUACACUUCAACCAUAUGCUUCCUGUUUUAAACGGACAUGGCAUGAGGGUGAAUGUGUAACCUACAAAUGUCAUUAUUCACCCUGAACUGUCAGUAAUGGCUGCUUUAGAAUUGGGAUACAUUAUAGGCUUCUUUUUGUAGAACUUUUUAUUUUUGUUAAAUGAUAUAUCUCUUCACCAUAUUACAUGAGUAGUCACAUCGUCGAGGCUUACAAGGCAAAACUGACCCUGUGCGUGUCUUUUUGUCUGUUUGUGCGUCUGUGUUUGGUUGCAGGUGAGCAGCAAUGGAACCGCAGCAACAACAGAUGGCCAGGCUGUGCAGACAGCUGAAAAUGCACAGGAUCCUCAGCAGCAGCAACAGCAACAAGCACCUAACGCAUGGCAGGUCAUUAAAGGAGUCCUCUUCAGGUGAGUUUUAUUUGGUAUUUAAGCCUUUAGUUAAAAUCUUGCAAUUUAUCCCACAAACUUGCUAAUUUCAUGUGACCAGUUGUAUGAGAGUGAAGCUGAAAUUAGACUCUCGGAACAAGUUUUUCUUACUUGAUGGCUUGACAAGUGUCAGGUCUUUACAUUUUGGUCUGUAUUCACCAUGUCAGUGUUUUUGUCCAUCGUUCUUGUUAUUGAAGGUUAAUUUAAUUCCCGGAAACAGCAAAACAAAAGACUAAACUAACGAAAGUUGUUUUUUUAAGGGUCAGCGUUUUAGAUAAAAAAUGUUAUUGCGUUAUUGCAAAUUCAUGCCUUUGACAUCAGACUUUGUUGUACAGUUAAUGAUUUGAAAGUGUAUGCACCAGAAUUAUAUUACUGCCCCGCUCAUGUAGUGUGAAGUUGCUCUCAUGCGAACAGGAUUUAAAAUUCAUUUAAAUCAAAUUAAAAUAAACCGCCACUGUUAAAAACAACUGAGACUCAUUUUUCCGCUCAUUCUUCAGCUGCAGGUUUCUAAUCUAUUAGCCCGCUCUGUGUGGUCCCUUAUAAUAUUGUUAGGAACUCUCAACUCUGUCACAAAUAAAUUGCCUCCCAGAAAAUGAAACUGAACUUAAUGGAUGACUCUGCAGAGUCAGAUUUUCUCAGGCUGGUGCUGUUAAGUAGAGAGGGCUUCAGUUGAAUAUCAUCUUUGACUAGAUGGAGGAUGGUCAUAUCAAGAUGGAGUGUAAAUAAAAUGCUGUUUGACUGGAUACAGUUCAAUCAGAUAAGACUCCAUCCCCCUGUCACAUUCCUCUGCACCUGCAUAUGUAAAGCACCUUGAAUUGUCCUGCUGCUGAAAUGUGCUAUACAAAUAAACUUGACUUGACUUGACUUGACAAACUGAGUUUUGUUGUCUAAAAUACACUAUAUUUGUCCAUUUACAAACAUCAGGGUGAAUUCACUCAUUACCUUUGCAGCUCUUUUUAGUUUUUAUUUCUGUCCCUUAUCAACCCUGUCUGUAUUUGAUUUAGUAAAAUUUAGUAAAUUUUUUUCCUUCUGUUUCUCCAGAAUCUUCAUAAUCUGGGCGAUCAGUAGUUGGUUCCGCCGAGGGCCCUCCACCCCUGACCCUAACACACCAGCUGGGGCACCAAGAGUACCGAGCAGGAACCUCUUCCCCAAGGACACACUCAUGGUAUUACACCUGUCCUCUCACUUGCUUCUUUAUCUGCACAGUCAGCUGUUAUUAAACCUUUUUCAAUUGAGGCUAUCCGUUUUCCAACCCCUUCAGUAUCACAAGUGCAAACCUGUGUCAUCUAUCCCUUUAGGACUGACUCAUCUGCUCACUCCUGACUGUGUAACAACAUAAACACCUCUUAUUUUCUCAUCACACCUGUAGGACCUGUACGUGUACGUGUCCCAGGAGGAGGUGUUCACUGACUUCAACAAUACAGAAGCCCUGUUCUGGUUCCACAGGGACCUGGUCUAUGGAGACUGGACCACGGGGGAGAGUGGGGAUGGCUGUUAUGAACACUACAAGGAGAUGGACAUCCCUGAAGUAAGGAUGAUUUAAGGAUAGAGGGGAGUUAAUUUAGAGAAAGAUGGGAGACAAACAGGUAGAUGAUUGAUAAGAAGGAAGGAAAAUACAUGCUAAUGAUGUAAGUGACAGAUUUUUAAUAUCGAAGUGAAUAUUUACCCCUGUUUGGUGUCUGCCUGCAGAAGGUGCAGCAGAAUGGAUCACUCUACAUGCACGUCUAUUUCACUAAAAGUGGAUUCCAUCCAGAUCCAAAACGCAAGGGGCAGUAUCGCAGACUGGCAACAGUGCAUGCAACACGAAGUAAGUGGAUAAUUACGACGCAAAUUGUGAACUGAAGUGUUCACCAACCAGCUGUUACAUUCUGAAUAAUUAUCAGCAAUAUAAUUGAACCCAAUCACAACAUCUCUACAACAAAGUUAACUUUCAGAAAGCUUCAAAUAUUUCAGUUUUGUGAACGUGAACUUCCAUGUAAUUACUGGCUUUGUAUUGAUUAGUGAGGAUGCAGUGGACUGUGGUGGUGUACUUGAAAAGCGUUCCUUAUAUUUCAUCAUUUACAAACAUGACGGGAAAUAUAGGGAACACCUUUCAGUGUGAUUCACUCCAGCACACCACCAACACCUACUGCAUGGUCACCUGUCUGACCAGGUCAACAAAGAUUGUAGAGGCUCUGUAAAAGUCGACUCUGUGGUGGAGCUAUUGUAUUGGGCUGCAUUAGAUUGCUCAGGUGUUAUCGUGUUAUGGCUGGUUGAUUAUAAAUGUUUUAACAUGUUUAUUUGUCUAUUUUUCUAGUGUUGAAUAAAUUCAAAAGAAGAAAGUUUCUGAAAACCAAGAAUCUACUAACAGGAGAGACAGAGGCAGAUCCUGAAAUGAUCAAGGUGGGUUGAUUUUACCAUCACUCACACUGUCACUGAGCUUGACCAAUAUUUUUGCAUUCAGUGGUGUGUUUGAGGCAAAUCCAAAUCUUUGCAUAAACAACCGAUCAACAAAAACAAAUCACAUAAAUGCCUUAAAGUUCAAAGUUAGUUUGAAAUUUAGGUCACACUAAAAGAGUUUAUAAACGGAGCAGUGCCAAGUUGUUCAACGUCCAGCUUAUCCCAGGAUUGGACUAGAGGUGCUUUGGGUCGAUGUGGAUAUCUGGUUUAUGCUCUUAUACAAUAAUCAGUGUUUUUCCAAGAUUAUUUGGUAAAAUCAGGGGUGCACUGAUCGAAUCUUAAAAACCACCUGUUUUCUAGUUAGCUAAUAAAUCAGGCUGAUUAAUGGCAAUGAGGUGAUUGAUUUGAUAUCUCUUUCAAAUCAUGAUGCAGAGACCCAACACUGGCCGACAAGAACAGUCAAGGGGAUCAGAACACCGUAUGUGAUGUGGUAAUCUGCUGUGUUAGAUAUGAUUAUUGUCAAAGCCACCAAAACAUUAAUAGUUUAAAACGGUUCAGGGUUUCCUGGUGUUUCAUCUCAAAUCGGAGGGAUAUCAAGAGAAUUGUUUGAGGCUCAUCACUUUCACACAUUUGAUGACAUGUGUCUCCUCACAGCGGGCAGAGAGCCACGGUCCAGUGGAGAUCAUCUCUCAUUGGCACCCCAACCUCACCAUCAACAUGGUGGACGACCACACUGCCUGGGUCAAAGGCUCUGUACCCCCUCCUCUAGACCAACGUGAGUUCCUCCUGUCUAUUCUGAAUACAGCACAGAACUGUACACACCACAGGUCCCAAUAGUAAUAGCAACGAUUUUUGUAUUCGGAGAAAUUAUUUUGACACUGAACUUCCCCCCUCUAACACCAGAUGUCAAGUUCGAUGCUGUAAGUGGCGACUACUAUCCCAUUGUUUACUUCAAUGACUACUGGAACCUUCAGAAGGACUACUAUCCCAUCAACGAGACCCUGACAGCACUCCCACUCCGCCUAAACUACUGCCCACUGUCCCUGUGGCGCUGGCAGCUGUAUGCUGCCCAGAAUGCCCGCUCUCCAUGGAACUUCCUUCCUGAGGACACCUAUGAGCAGUCUGAUGAGGACCAAGACUCUGUCAAGGUAAAAGAUUAACGGUCAUAGAUUGAAAUGAUCUUGUUUGACUCUGGAUAUGAAAGUAGAAAUCUCAAAUGUUCACUUUGAGUCAAAGCACAGAUCGAACACUGAAAAUAAACUAGAGUCUGGUAUGAUCGAUAUGUACCCUGACUGCACAACAAAUUCAAAUGUUUGAAUUGUGAGAACAUAAAAAACUUCUCACAGAUUACCUGAGACAAAUCUGGCCCAGAUUUAAAAAAUUUGAACCAUGACAACUUCAUCACUUCAGAACAGAAAAGCGAGUGUCAAAGCUGUUUAUAGUUAAUGUGUUGAGAUUGUACAAAAAGAGCAAGCCAAAUGUUUUAUUUCAAUUAAUUAUUAUUCAAGCAUAUACAGCUUCAGAUAUUGUGAUGUUGUAGAGUUUGCUUGAAAAAAAAUGCCGCACUGGAUCACUUAAAAUAAAAAACUGAACCUGUGCUUUUGGGCUCCAAAUGUGGUUUAAGUCUCAGUUGUCAAACACCUUGUAGAGUACCUAUUUUGUUGCAUAUCAUCAAAAGCGAAUGACUAAUCCUUAGUACUUGAAGAUUUGUAAUUCAAAUAUUUAUAUAAUCAACUGUGUGGGCAUUUUCCAGGUUUGUGCUCACAGCUGCCACUGUUGGAAGAUGAAUACUGAGAUGUUUCACUGAAAAAAAACAACCCUCUCUUUGUGUAGGUGGCCCUCCUGGAAACUAAUCCAUACCUGCUGGGACUCACUAUUGUUGUCUCCAUUGUGCACAGCAUCUUUGAGUUUCUCGCCUUUAAGAAUGGUAAGCUCGCAGCGGCGGCAGGUGUUUGUUGUCAUUGUUGUUGUUUGAUGGUAAGGAACAGCCAUUGUUUGAGUGUCAGUGCAGACCUCAGCUUCAACUUGGCACUUUGUCUCCUCAGACAUCCAGUUCUGGAACAGCAGACAGUCUCUAGAGGGCCUGUCGGUGCGCUCCAUCAUAUUUGGAGUGUUUCAGUCUCUGGUGGUGCUGCUGUACAUACUGGACAAUGAAACCAACUUUGUGGUUCAAGUCAGCGUCUUCAUCGGCCUUCUUAUUGACCUGUGGAAAAUCACCAAGGUCAUGGAUGUCAAAGUAAGUCAGACUAAGUCUUUAAUGGAGCUCAAACAUACCUUUUGAAUGUGUUUGUUACAUUUUGUAUUACACUGCAAUGACUGUAUAUAUUAACCACCUAUGUAUGUGUUUCUUCCAGUUGGACAGAGAGAACAAAAUUGCAGGAAUAGUGCCAAGAUUGGUAUUCAAAGAUAAGUCAACAUACGUGGAGUCCUCAACCAAAAUCUAUGACGAUGUAAGUUCAUGUAAUACUCAAUUUGAAACUUUUAAAAUGGGCUUUUCCCAGAAGUUUAAAAACGUCUUUGAGUUAUAAGUGAAGGUACAACAGUUCCUGUGAUUGACUAAGUGUACUGUGGAGAAUGGCAGGCCAAAUACCCAGUUUGUGGACAUGGAUAAGAUUCCACAGGAUUAUGUUAAAGUAGUAAAAUGAGUAGUAUUUCAUUUAUUCAAACUGUGUAAAUUUAUUAUGUCUGAUCAUUCUUGUCUUUGUCUUAUCUACAGAUGGCCUUUAAGUAUUUGUCGUGGCUGCUCUACCCUCUGUUUGGCUGCUAUGCUGUCUACAGUUUACUGUAUGUAGAGCACAAAGGCUGGUACUCGUGGGUACUCAGCAUGCUCUAUGGCUUCUUGUUAACCUUUGGUAAGUUUGACUUUUUUUUUUUUUUUUUUUUUAUAACUUCAUCCCGACAGUAUCUGAUGAAUUCAACCCCUUUUCUUACUCAUAGGUUCCACUGCGAGCGUAUGUUGUACAUUUUGUCAGUCUCUUCUGGAGCUGUUUUGUGUCUAUUCUAGUCACUGCUUGUUUCACCACAGGAAGCGCAUCUCAGCACCAUCCCAGAAGCUCCAUCCCCUGCUCAGCUAAAGAAUUAUACAGUCUAUUUUUGAUGGAGUUUGUCAUGUAGAAAAGAAAAGCCUUUUGAUGAUAGAUAUAUUUUUAACAUCCAUGGAACAGCCACAUAUCUGUCAUCCAGGAGUUUUAGAAGCACAAAAGCCAUAGAAUAAUGUUCAAAUGAAAUAAAAGUAAACCCAGAAGAUAUGUAACCUGUUUUUAUCCUCAAACAGACCAGAUGCUUCAGCGCUAGUGCUCCAAACUAGAUUGGGCAGGGUGCAGGCUAUCAGAUGGAGCAAAACUGUGGUGCUAAUGAAGCUUGACAUUUGCUUCCUGUGAUACCAAGACUUUAGAGUCACUCUUAUCCCUCCUUCUUAGAUCAGUUUCUAUUUCAUUGUCUAGAUUUGACUCUCUUACUGACGUGUAGUGUAUUCUUAUUACAUCAGUUUAUUUUUGAAAGUCAGAGAUGAGAAACCAUUGUCUUUCUUCUUCAGCGAUAGUUUGUGAAUGUGUACAGAUCUGACUAAUGUUUUCAUACCUGCAUCAUAGUGACAUAUCUAAUUCUUAGUGGCUUCCUUUAAUGUGCUGUGUUUUAUUUGCUUGCACACACAGUUAAUGCUGUUUGCUAAUGUUCUGCCUCAGGGAUGAAACUGUUUCUGUCACUCAAUUCAUGCCUGCCUUCUUCUGUCUGCUUUUUUUUCAGGCUUCAUCACAAUGACGCCGCAGCUCUUCAUCAACUACAAAAUGAAGUCUGUGGCCCACCUCCCAUGGAGGAUGCUCACAUACAAGGCACUCAAUACCUUUAUUGAUGACCUGUUUGCCUUUGUCAUCAAGAUGCCCAUGAUGUACAGGAUAGGGUGCCUCAGAGAUGGUAUGUCUUCCUGCAGCUAAAUGUAGAUAUCUUUAUUUUUAUGGGUUUACAUGUUGCCUCCAAAAAAUUUGACUAAACUCUUCCAACAAAUUAAAAAAGGAGUCAUUAUGAACCCGAGCGCUUUGAUAGCCUAUCAGAGGCAGACGGGUAUGACGAUUUGAUUCGCCACGACUCGAGAAAUGAUUGAAAAACUACAGAAUGUUACAAAAUGAUGUAUCCGCGCUCCUGGCUUGAAGGGUAGAAAUAAUCAGCUGCACCGCCGGCUCGGAAGGUUGAAAUGCGUACACGCUUCUCCCAGCCUGAAGGGUUGAAAUACGCACAUGCACCCGGCUUUCCGAGUAGAAAUGCGUACAUGCUGUCCCGGUUUAAAUGGGAUAAAUCACUUGGGCAAGAUAUCGGUUGAUGAAAUAAUAGUGGACUUGAAUUGACUUGCUCUCAUCUCCUUUUUCAGAUGUGGUGUUCUUCAUCUACCUUUAUCAGCGCUGGAUCUACCGGGUGGAUCCCAACAGAGUCAAUGAAUUUGGCACCAGUGGAGUCGACCACAUCCAGGACAAUAAAGCAGCGACAGAUAGCGCUCCUGCUGCAGCCUCUGCAAUCACAGACAAACCAGAGGGGGAGAAGAAGAACGAUUAA